ACAGCGUGAACCGAUUUUCUUCUUUAUCAUGCGCUUAAAUUUAAAAGCUGUCCUCCUGCUACUCACCGUUGCCGUGGUGGUUAUAACCUGUGCCGUUUAUAUGCGUUGUGCUGAAUUUACUUUUCCCCAUGAUUUGGUCAAAAGAUGGGAUCGCAAAUUGUAUGCCGUUGGCGGCAAUAGUGACUUACUUAAUAAUAAUUUAGGCGAAGGUGGUGGAGGAGGAGGAGUGGGUGUGGAUGGUGAUGUUAGUGACUUAACACCCCUGCAAGAUAUAGAGUGCCUAAUUAAUCAAGAAUAUACAAUACGUUGUAAACGUGAUGAAGAAGAUCAUGAGAUCUAUGUACCAUUUUCAUUUAUACGUAAUUAUUUUGAUAUUUCGGGAUCGAUGAGUAAUCCCUCCUCACCACAAGCUAUAGAGGGUAAUAAUGAUGUACAAGUGCCAGCAGCCAAGUUCAUGUGGAUGCAUAGUACGGCAAAAAUAAAUUUACCCAAGGGUAAAUAUGAUCCCCGGGGAUUGUUUAUGUAUUUUGAAAAUUAUAAUGUAGAGGUACGUGAUCGUGUUAAAUGUAUAAGUGCGGCCGAUGGUGUACCCAUUAGUACACAAUGGGAAAAGCGCGGCUAUUUUUAUCCCACACAAAUAGCCCAGUUUGCUUUGUCACACUAUAGCAAGAAUCUUACAGAACCAGAGCCUAGAAUAAGAAUUCUUGAAAAUGCCGAUAAUAUGCUAAAUACUUGGUCUAUACCAAAAGGCAGUAAUCUUACACGCAAAUGGCAUCCGAAAUUCAACUCAUCUGUUAUACAAUAUGAAACUGCCAUAGAUUUUGAUAGCGCUAUAACACUUAAUAAUAUAGAUCAAACUUUGGACUUAGUUUUAAAUAUAGAUUUAUUGCUUAUUACCAAUAGCAGCAGUCUAAUGGUGACGGUAGAAAAUCACGAAACAAAACGUACUUAUCGUGUUCACUAUAUACCAGCCGAUCUGCUGUUAAGUGUACAAGAUGAGAAUAUUUACUAUGGCCUCAGUGUACAGGCCCUUAAUAAAUGGCGCCAUUUAACGCGCGAUCUUCAUAUCGAUGUUCAAAAGGGCCUGGCAAUGGAGAGUCCCAAAAAGUCUGGCAUUAAAAUUAAACGUUCAGAAUUACGUAUUGUGUCGAUAUCUUUAAUGGGUAUUGGUUUCUUUGACAAUAUUACUUUGUCGACGUAUAAUCAUUUGGCACAUUUCUACGAUGCUGCCGAAUGGUUUGUUAAUAAUCAAGAUCUACGUACUGGUGGCUGGCCCAAUCCAGUGAGACGUAGUUUAAAUGGAUUUGCUGAAUUGAGAUCCGGUUGGUUGUCUGCCAUGGGUCAGGGUCAUGCUAUAUCAGUAUUGGCGAGAGCCUAUUGGCAUUCGGGCGGUGAUAAAAGGUACUUAAAAGCGGCGUCAUUAGGUUUGAAGCCUUAUCGGGUAUUAUCGAAAGAUGGUGGUGUGCUGGCACAGUUUAUGGAUAAAUAUUAUUGGUAUGAAGAAUAUCCUACAACUCCAGCUUCGUUUGUUUUAAAUGGCUUCAUUUACUCCCUAUUGGGUUUAUAUGAUCUUAAUUCUACGGCUCCCUCAAAUAUUGCCAAUGAAGCUGGUAAACUUUUCAAUCAGGGCAUGAUAUCCCUUAAGAAAAUGUUACUUCUAUACGAUACUGGCUCUGGUACUAGUUACGAUUUGCGACAUUUAAGUUUAGGCGUUGCGCCAAAUUUAGCACGUUGGGAUUAUCAUGCUACGCAUGUUAAUCAAUUGCUACUCUUGGCCACAAUCGAUUCGGAUCCAAUUAUAUCACAGACUGCCGAACGUUGGAAGGGUUAUAUGUUUGGUAAACGAGCUAAACACAAUUGAGUAUGUCUGAGACCGGGGAGCAAUACUGUACGCCGUUGCCAUAAAUAUAAGCGCACAAAAGAAACUCCCUUGGUUUCGCGAUAAAAACUACUGUGACAGCUACUACCACACUGGUUUACUAAAACUACUAGUACUCCUCUUCCUUUAAAAGAAAAGAAAAAAACAAAACAAAACAAACAUUGAAAUGAAAAUGUUAGAAAAAUAAGUGAUAUUUGCACAUUUGAACUUAAGUAUUGUUAUUUAUUUUUGUACUUUGAAAACAAAUCGAAACAGAAAAAAAUUUAACUUUCCUAAAGUGAAUUUUUUUUUUAAUUUAAUUUUUUAUUUUAGAAUUUAUGAUGAAAUCUAUGUUCUUGUCUUUUUAUAUAAAUAAGUAUAAUACCAAGAAUACUGUUAUAAACAGUAUUUAAAAAAAAUCUUUAUUAGUAUUAAUUAACAUUUUUUUGUUUGUAUUUUUUUUUUUUAU
Messenger RNA from Lucilia sericata (common green bottle fly), 2327 nucleotides. RefSeq names its product D-glucuronyl C5-epimerase B-like. Bases 29 to 1861 code for a protein of 610 amino acids. The record is from RefSeq and is a predicted model, not a curated record. Gene Ontology annotation, cellular component: Golgi apparatus. Lineage: Eukaryota; Metazoa; Arthropoda; Insecta; Diptera; Calliphoridae. Gene Ontology annotation, molecular function: heparosan-N-sulfate-glucuronate 5-epimerase activity. The transcript has 4 exons. Gene Ontology annotation, biological process: heparan sulfate proteoglycan biosynthetic process.